Entamoeba invadens IP1 is the source of this 1629-nucleotide messenger RNA. RefSeq names its product serine/threonine protein phosphatase 2B catalytic subunit gamma isoform, putative. Gene Ontology annotation, molecular function: calmodulin-dependent protein phosphatase activity; calmodulin binding. Gene Ontology annotation, cellular component: cytoplasm; calcineurin complex. The transcript is spliced from 2 exons. Gene Ontology annotation, biological process: calcineurin-mediated signaling. NCBI's taxonomy places the organism in Eukaryota, Evosea, Mastigamoebida, Endamoebidae. The record is from RefSeq and is a predicted model, not a curated record. The coding region runs from base 1 to 1629 and encodes 542 amino acids.
AUGCGAAGUCGCUCGCGAUCGAUUCCAGUUGAGCGGGUGGAUGUCUCGAAGAGUUAUAGACAACAAUUGUUGAUAUCAAAUGACCCUCAAACCAUCCCACUCCCGGAGAAUCCGUGUAAAAUUGCACUUCCACCCAUCGAAGAUAGAGUCUUGACUUCUUCAAUGCUUUUCAGUGGAGAGAAAGGGAAACCCAACCUUAAAAUACUCAAAGAACACUUGAAAAGACAAGGGAAACUGGAGAAGUACGCUGCCGUUAAAUUGAUCCGACAAGCAGCAGAGAUCUUCAAGAAGGAACCAAACAUAAUAGAGGUGGAAGCACCGGUAAUUAUUGUUGGAGACAUCCAUGGCCAAUUCUAUGAUAUGCUCAACUUCAUGGACUUACUCGGUUCCCCAGCAGAAAAUCGUUUUGUGUUUCUGGGGGACUACGUUGAUCGUGGGGACUUUUCGACCGAAGUUAUUCUCUACCUCUUUGCACUUAAGAUUUGCUAUCCAGACAAUAUCAAAAUGCUCAGAGGGAAUCACGAGAGUCGACUGAUGUGCGAAUACAUGACCUUUUUGCUCGAAUGCCACUGCAAAUACACGAUUAAAAUAUACGACGAGUUUGUCGCGUGUUUCGACACACUGCCGUUGGUCGCGCUUGUCUCGAAAAACGUAAACGGAAGGAUCUUGUGUAUGCACGGAGGCUUGUCACCUUCUAUUGGACUUUUGGAUGACAUUGCGAAGAUAAAUCGUUUUACAGAACCUCCAAGCGAAGGUUCUUUGUGCGACUUGUUAUGGUCAGAUCCCAUUAGUGAGUGGGACCCCGAUUCACCAGAGUGGAUCGGGGUGAGUAGAAAAGAGUGGGAAGAAAUCACGUUCAGACCGAAUAAACAACGAAAAACAUCGUACUACUAUGGUAAGAAAGCAGUGAAUCGAUUCCUUGAAGCAAACAACUUGUUCUGUAUUGUAAGAGCACACCAAGUACAAGAUAACGGAUUCAAGGACCAUAAAUACUUCAACCCUUCUCGACAUCUGUCUGAAGUCUUCACUAUUUUCUCUGCACCAAAUUAUUGCGACUAUUAUAAGAACUAUGGUGCUGUUAUGCGAAUCACAGAAAGACCAUUCGACAUCAAGACGUUUGUGUGGAAACAACACCCUGUCGUGCUUGAAGAUUUCCAAGAUGGAAUGAGUUUCUCAUUGGAUUACUUGAUGGAGGGAAUCAUCACUAUAUUACAAGAACUCAUUGUUGGGAUUAAAGAUGAAAAAAAUGUUGGGGAUGGAGACGAUAAAGAUCCACUUAUCGAGAAAAGCAAAAAGUUGUUUGCGAAGUCGUCGAAAAUACAAGAGAGAAGAGAAAAGUAUAUGGCGAUUAAUGAUAAGAAUUAUCACCAAAACAUGACACUGUUUGAGAAAGCGUGCAGCAUCGACUCCGAGAACGAAUCGUUCCCAACACUCGAGAUGAUCAACAGGAAGUUCCAACACCAUCCUGGAGCUUUAAGAAAAGGAAUGUCAUCACCCGCAUUAUUACAGAAGCAAGCGCCAGCUGCUGCUGGGCUUAGCGGACAAAUGGGGGGUACGUUAGGUGGAGCUUUUGCUGGUGCGAAAGCUGGGAAAGAGAAAGGUGGUGUUAUUGUGUUGAAGAAGUCAUGA